Molecule: messenger RNA, 441 nt
Organism: Meloidogyne enterolobii
Lineage: Eukaryota; Metazoa; Nematoda; Chromadorea; Rhabditida; Meloidogynidae
Source: the annotation of a GenBank genome assembly
AUGGUUGGAUUAAUAGCUCUAUGCGUAUUUCGUUAUAAACAUAGAAGAAUGAGAAGACACCGAGCAGAGCAAAUACGUCGUCGUCAUCAACAGCAUCAACAACAAGCUUAUCGUAUAGGAGGUGUUGGUGGAGGGUUUCACUCAGCAGCUGGAUUGCUUGCUGCCGUUAAUGGAGCUAAAGCAUCUUCUAAUUAUUCAACACAUUUCGAUAAUGGAGGUGCUUUAAAUAGCAAUGGUGGAAUAUUUAAUACAACGGGCCAUUCUUGUUUAUUUGGAAGCAAUAAUAAUUUCUAUAUACCCUCUAAUUCAUCGGGGACAUUAUUGCGAGCUAGUCAUUUCGAACGAGGAAGCAAAUUAUAUGAAUCACAGGCAAGCUUAUUAAUUUUUCUUGGUAAAACACUGGAAUUUAUUCUAUAUCCUUUGGGGAAGCUUGGAAUAUAA